UUGUUUUCGAAGAGCGUGGGAUUGUUUCGUUGCUUUGGUGGUAUAAUAAAAUAAAACCGUCGAAAUCGUUUGGGUAGCGAAGCGAGAUCGAUGAUGAAGGGAGGAGGAGGAACAACGUCGAUGAGGACGAGCUGGACGAUGUCAGUACGGAGGAGCGGGUACAAGGCUGUGCUUGACGGAGUUGGUGGUCGUCGGCGAAGAGAGGACGACAUGGUUGAGAUACGCAAAGCUAAGAAAGAAGAGAGUUUGCUUAAGAAGCGUCGGGAGUCUCUUCCUCAUUCUCCUUCCGCCGUUUCUCUUGAUCAGAAGUUGAUAAGCCGUAUUUGGUCUGACAAGAGGGAUCUGUUGAUUGAGGCUACUACUCAGAUCAGAACGUUACUUUGUGGUGAAAUGUUUAAUUUACACGUUGAAGAAGUUAUACAGGCUGGUUUGGUUCCACGCUUUGUGGAAUUCCUGACAUGGGAUGACUUUCCUCAGCUUCAGUUUGAAGCGGCUUGGGCAAUAACUAAUAUUGCAUCUGGAACAUCUGAGAACACUGAAGUGGUGAUUGAUCAUGGAGCGGUUGCGAUGCUAGUGAGACUUCUCAGCUCACCAUACGAUGGGGUCCGUGAGCAGGUUGUCUGGGCAUUAGGAAAUAUUUCUGGAGACUCUCCUAGAUGCCGUGAUAUAGUCCUUGGACAUGCAGCUCUACCUUCUCUAUUGUCGCAGUUAAACCAUGGAGCCAAACUUUCUAUGCUUGUAAACGCCGCUUGGACUUUGUCUAAUCUUUGCAGAGGAAAGCCUCAGCCUCCAUUUGAUCAAGUGAGUGCUGCAUUACCAGCUCUUGCACAACUCAUUCGAUUAGAUGACAAUGAACUCUUGGCUUAUACGUGUUGGGCACUGGUCUAUCUCUCUGAUGGUUCAAAUGAAAAAGUACAAGCCGUGAUAGAAGCCAAAAUUUGUGCGCGACUAAUUGGUCUUUCGGUCCACCGUUCACCUUUAGUUCUCAUUCCCGCUCUUCGCACCAUUGGAAAUAUUGUAACUGGAAAUGAUAGUCAAACUCAGCAUAUCAUUGAUCUUCAAGCGCUCCCAUGCUUGUUAAAUCUUCUAAGGGGAUCCUAUAACAAGACCAUCAGGAAGGAAGCUUGUUGGGCAGUCUCUAAUAUCACCGCUGGUUGUCAGUCGCAGAUUCAGGCUGUAAUUGAUGCUGGUAUAUGUCCUGCACUUGUUAAUCUGCUCCAAAACUCUGAACUCAAUGUCAAGAAUGAGGCUGCCUGGGCUAUCUGCAACGCUAUAGCUGGAGGAUCUUACAAGCAAAUCAUGUUUCUAGUAAAGCAAGAAUGCAUCAAACCGUUGUGCGAUCGUCUUACAUCCUCAGAUACUCAACUCGUCAUGGUUUGUUUAGAAGCACUCGAGAAAAUACUGAAGGUGGGAGAAGUUUUCAGCACAAGAAACGCUAAAGGUAUUUACCAAUGUCCUCAAACAAAUGUAAACCCACAUGCUCAGCUGAUAGAAGAGGCUGAGGGACUGGAGAAAAUCGAGGGCCUGCAAUCUCACGAGAACAAUGAGAUCUACGAAACAUCGGUGAAAAUUCUAGAAACAUACUGGACGGAGGAAGAAGAAGAAGAAGGAGUUCAAGGGAAACAAGACAUGAUAUAUGUCCCACUUGACAACUUUGCAAACAUGCCAACACCCUCAGGCACUCUCAGUGAGAUGUACUGCGGACCUUAAGAGGACAGGCAGCUUUGGCAAUCAUACAUUCAGCUCUGUUCAUACACUAACUGAAAAUGGAGGUUAGAGAUUACAUUGCUUGCUUUCUAUAGUAAUGACAAUGUUGGUCAGGAGUAGUAGUAGUUUGUAUUCUGGAACAAACCUUACAGUUCUAUAUUAUCUUCUGUCCAUAGAUCCUCAAAAAUCAUAAUUAAUAUCAUCUUUACAUGUAAAUAAACCAUUAUAAACUCGUUAAAAC
Messenger RNA from Camelina sativa (false flax), 1948 nucleotides. Its product is annotated as importin subunit alpha-7-like. Lineage: Eukaryota; Viridiplantae; Streptophyta; Magnoliopsida; Brassicales; Brassicaceae. Gene Ontology annotation, cellular component: cytoplasm. The record is from RefSeq and is a predicted model, not a curated record. Gene Ontology annotation, biological process: protein import into nucleus. Gene Ontology annotation, molecular function: nuclear import signal receptor activity; protein binding.